Messenger RNA from Myxocyprinus asiaticus (Chinese sucker), 2037 nucleotides. RefSeq names its product C-C chemokine receptor type 5-like. Bases 98 to 1303 code for a protein of 401 amino acids. The record is from RefSeq and is a predicted model, not a curated record. The transcript has 2 exons. Gene Ontology annotation, biological process: chemotaxis; G protein-coupled receptor signaling pathway; immune response. Gene Ontology annotation, cellular component: membrane. Gene Ontology annotation, molecular function: chemokine receptor activity. NCBI's taxonomy places the organism in Eukaryota, Metazoa, Chordata, Actinopteri, Cypriniformes, Catostomidae.
GUAGAUAAUUUGCUUCUGUGACAUUUACUAUAUAUACAUUUUGACCGACAGAGUGAUGGUGUAAGUGGUUUUGCAUAGUGCUGACGAGCUGAUUUAAAUGCCCUUCACAUUUCCUUCUUCAGGAUGCGUGCAGUUUAUUCUUGGCAAGCCACAGUGUGGUCGUAUCAGUUCUAUCGGGGCUGCAGAGAGUUUCACACUCAUUUAUUACAGACAUCGCAGCAGACCACAGAAGACAUCAAUGGCUGAAAGUGAUUUUGAGUGGGACUAUCUCGACUCUUUUUUUAAUAACUCAACAGUGGAUCCAGAAUAUGUCCGAAAUGAACCAGUUGUUUUAUGCGGGAAAAGCGAUGUCAUCCACUUUGGUGCAGAACUUCUCCCGGCAUUCUACUACAUAAACUUCUUCCUCAGCUUGUUAGGGAAUGGGCUAGUGCUGUGUAUCAUCUACAAAUAUGAGAAGCUUAGCACAGUCACCAACAUAUUCUUACUCAACCUUGUCAUCUCAGACCUAAUCUUCGCCUCUAGCCUCCCGUUUUGGGCAGUGUACCACAGCUCUCAAUGGAUCUUUGGCAGUACCCUGUGCAAGUUGGUAAGAAGUUUUUAUUCCAUCGGCUUCAACAGCUCCAUCCUCUUCCUUACUCUCAUGACCUUUGACCGUUACCUGGCAGUGGUCCAUGCCAUCACAGCAGCCCAGAGCAGGAGGAGAGCAUAUGCAUUUGCAUCGUCUGCUGUCGUCUGGGUACUCAGUGUAUUGGCUAGUCUAAAGGAUAUCGUUCUUCACGACGUGAGAGAAAAUCAGGACAGUGGUAUGCUGUGUGAAGUGACGGGUUACACCCAGAGUGUCCUCAUAAAGUGGGAGCUGUUUGGGUAUUAUCAGCAGUUUCUCCUUUUCUUCUUAAUGCCUCUGGCUAUUGUCUUGUACUGCUAUGUCCGCAUAACCAUCAGAAUCAUGUACACUCGCAUGGCAGAGAAGUGCAGGGCAGUCAAACUCAUCUUUAUCAUCAUCUUCACCUUCUUCAUCUGCUGGACGCCUUACAAUGUGGUCAUCUUGCUACAAGCGAUCAAGACGUCCUUUGGAGACAAGUCACAAUGUUCAAAUGCCCUAGACUAUGCCCUGUAUGUGACACAGAACUUUGCAUACCUAUACUGUUGCAUCAGCCCUGUCUUUUAUACCUUUUUGGGCAAGAAAUUUCAAAACCAUUUUCUGAAACUUUUGGCCAAGCGUCUGCCAUGUCUGAAGAUAACUGUACUGUCAACGCAUAGCAGUAAAAGCACAUCGUUCAGGAGCCCAAACACUGAUUACUGAUGAUUCAUCAAUAAGAGUGACUGUGCAGGCUGUGGUUUAUUUGCAAAGUGACAACUUUAUACCAUUUGUUCUGAAAUGUAUUGCUAAGCGGACACAAAAAGGAACACCAACCUUUUUGUAAAAUUGCAAUGUUUGCCUUGCUUUUUUGAGCAUAAAUCAUUAUAUUAAAUAAUUUCUGCAGGUUUAGAAAGAAUGUUUUAUAAUAUUUUAUUUUAAGUCCAUUUGUACUAAUGCAUUCACAAAACUUGGCAGACAUGACGCUUUGUGGGUCAUGUCUGGCAAGUUUUACAUAAAAAUUAAAGGAAAAUUCUCAAAUAAUUGAGUAAAAUAAUAAAAAUAUAUACAUUUUUUUUUACAUUAGCUUCUGUGAUGAAAAGUUAUAUUAUGCAACAUAAUGUGUAUUGUGUACACCUUGACUUUCUAGUUCUUGUGCAAUGUAGCCAUAAGCCAUUUUCAUUUUACUUGUGAAUAGCUUAAUAUUCUGCAUGGUUUUUUUUUUUUUUUUUUUUCUGUUUAAAGGUCUCAUAAAAAAAAAAAUAAAUAAAAAAAAAAAUAAAAAAACUAAACUUCCUGUCUUUUCAACACCUAGAGGCAUCCUGUUCAUCGAAUUGCUGUUAUGAUGAUCGGAUGUUUAUUUUGAGUCUAACCUCAGUCUCUGCAUUGUGGUCUGUUGUCUCCUUUUAUGGAAUAUAUCAAAUUUUUGUGCAUGGAAAAUAAAUACUUCUGUUUUUCUA